Messenger RNA from Pogoniulus pusillus (Red-fronted tinkerbird), 4677 nucleotides. RefSeq names its product pogo transposable element derived with ZNF domain (gene POGZ). Gene Ontology annotation, molecular function: DNA-binding transcription factor activity, RNA polymerase II-specific; RNA polymerase II cis-regulatory region sequence-specific DNA binding. Bases 393 to 4367 code for a protein of 1324 amino acids. Lineage: Eukaryota; Metazoa; Chordata; Aves; Piciformes; Lybiidae. Gene Ontology annotation, biological process: regulation of DNA-templated transcription. The record is from RefSeq and is a predicted model, not a curated record. The transcript has 18 exons.
GGAGGGGGAGGGGGGGAAAGGGAAGAGAAGAGAAGGAGCGGGGGGGGGGGAAGAAGCCCCACGCCAAGCACGGAGCCGCCCCCCGCGCGAGCGUGCGGUGAGCUCGCGGCAACAGAGACCCUUCCUCGCCCUCCUCCUCCUCCCCCCCCCCCCACCUCCUCCUUCCUCCUCCUCCUCCCAGCACCACGCUCGGGGGUCCCGCGGCGGGGGGGGGCUGAUGCCACCUGCCCUUCUCCUCCCCUGCCUGUCGCCUCGCCCGGGGAGCGGCGGAGCGAGGGGGCCCCGUUAAGGACGAGCGCCGAGGCGGAGGCGGCAGCGGCGGCAGCAGGGGGAGCGGCGGCGGCGGCGGCGGCGGCGAAGGCUCGGCCCCGGCGGCGCCCCCGCGGCGCAGGAUGGCAGACACAGACCUGUUCAUGGAGUGCGAGGAGGAGGAGCUGGAGCCCUGGCAGAAGAUCAGCGACGUCAUCGAGGACUCCGUGGUGGAGGAUUACAACUCGGUGGAGAAAACUGCUCCAGCUGGCACCCCCCUGGUGCAGCAGAGUGGGCAGCCUCUGAUCCUCACGCAGAGCCCCAGCAUGGUGCCCCAGCCGGUGCUGCGCCCUGUGCAGAUCAUGCAGAAUGCCAACCACGUCACCAGCUCGCCUGUGCCCAACCAGCCCAUCUUCAUCACCACCCAGGGCUUCCCCGUGCGCAACGUGCGGCCGGUGCAGAACACCAUGAACCAGGUUGGCAUCGUCCUGAACGUGCAGCAGGGGCAGACUGUCAGACCCAUCACCCUCGUCCCAGCGCCGGGCACGCAGUUCGUGAAGCCUGCCGUGGGCGUCCCGCAGGUGUUCUCGCCGGUGGCACAGGUGCGGGCGGGCAGCGCCGUGCCCGUGCGCCCUGCCGCGGGCACCUUCGCCACGGUGAUCCCUGCCACGCUGACCAUCCGCAGCGCCGUGCCCCCGGCGCCGCCCGCCCGCUCCACGCCCAGCACCUCCGCGGCCCCCGCGCCCGCGCAGCCGCCGCUGGGGCACCCCCCGGGGCCGCUGCCAGCCCAGUCCUGCCCCGCGCCCAGCGCCAAAACAGGACAGGGCCCUGCCCCUCCGGGGGUGCCCAACUGCAGCUCCGUGCUCGGCCCUCAGCGCUCCUGCGGCUCGGAGGCAGCGGCGAAAGUCAGCUCCAAUCCUGUGCCCACCUUCGACCUGCAGGACGGCGGCAGAAAGGUCUGCCCCAGGUGCGAGGCUCAGUUCCGAGUCACCGAGGCCCUCAGGGGGCACAUGUGUUACUGCUGCCCCGAGAUGGUGAAGUUCCUCAGGAAAAGGAAGUCUCCAGAGUCCGAAGCAAACCUGCAGGCUGCCAAACCUCCCUCCCCGGACAAAACCCCAGCGCUGGCUCCUGCACCCUCCUCCACCCCUGUCCCUGCCCUGUCCCCUCCUGCCAAGGCUCCAGAGCCCAGCGAGGCCCUGGUGGACUCCACCCAGAGCAAGCUGAUCAUGCUGGUGGAUGACUUCUACUACGGCAGGGAUGGUGGCAAAGUCAACCAGCUCCUCAACUUCCCCAAGGUGCCAACCUCCUUCAGGUGCCCUCACUGCACCAAGAGGCUAAAGAACAACAUCAGGUUCAUGAACCACAUGAAGCACCACGUGGAGCUGGAGCAGCAGAACGGCGAGGUGGAGGUGCACAGCAUCUGCCAGCACUGCUACCGCCACUUCCCCACCCCCUUCCAGCUCCAGUGCCACCUGGAGAACGUCCACAGCCCCUACGAGUCCACCACCAAGUGCAAGAUCUGUGAGUGGGCCUUCGAGAGCGAGCCCAUGUUCCUGCAGCACAUGAAGGACACCCACAAGCCCGGGGAGAUGCCCUACGUGUGCCAGGUGUGCCAGUACCGCUCCUCGCUGUACGCGGAGGUGGAGAGCCACUUCCGCCUGGUGCACGAGGACACCCGGCACCUGCUCUGCCCUUACUGCCUCAAGGUGUUCAAGAACGGCAACGCCUUCCAGCAGCACUUCAUGCGGCACCAGAAGAAGAGCGUUUACCACUGCAACAAGUGCCGGCUGCAGUUCCUCUUCGCCAAGGACAAGAUCGAGCACAAGCUGCAGCACCACAAAACCUUCCGCAAGCCCAAGCAGCUGGAGGGGCUGAAGCCUGGCACCAAGGUUACAAUCAGGGCAUCAAGAGGACAACCCAGGACAGUGCCAAACUCUUCAAACGACAUGCCCCAGGGUGCUGGGCACGACUCCAACCUGCUGGCAUCUUCUGCUGACCCCCAGCCCAUCUUCAUGUACCCUCCCGUGCCGAGGAGCGUCCAGAAGAGAGCCGUCAAGAAAAUGAGCGCCUUGGGCAGGCAGACCUGCCUGGAGUGCAGCUUCGAGAUCCCAGACUUCCCCAACCACUUCCCCACCUAUGUGCACUGCUCCCUCUGCCGCUACAGCACCUGCUGCUCCCGCGCCUACGCCAACCACAUGAUCAACAACCACGUCCCUCGGAAGAGCCCCAAGUACUUGGCUCUGUUCAAGAACUACACUGCCUGCGGUGUGAAGCUGUCCUGCUCCUCUUGCCUCUUUGUCACAUCCGAGGGGGACUCCAUGGCUGAGCAUUUGGUCUUCAACCCAUCCCACGAGUUCAGCAACAUCAUCUUCCGAGGGCCUUCUUGGGUGCCACACUCCAGGCACCUCCAGCCCCAGGACAGGAGCUUCAGGCCCCCCUGUCCCACCUACCCCCCGGGCAAAGCUGCUGCCCAGCCCGCGGCUGCUGCGCAGGAGGAGCUGCAGCCCCAGCUGGCACCGCAGCCCUACGGCAGAGCCUCCGUCUGCCCCGAGGAGGAGGAGGAGGAGGACGACGAAGAGGAGGAGGAAGAGGAGGAGGAGGAGGACGAGGAGGAGGACGAGGAGGAAGGGCUGAAGGCGGCGGCGGCGGCGCCGUCGGGCAGGGAGGCGGCGGAGGCGGGGGCGGGGGCCCGGCGGGAGCCGCUGUCGGUGAGGAAGCUGCGGGUGGUGCUCUUCGCCCUCUGCUGCGGCACGGAGCAGGCUGCGGAGCACUUCCGCAGCCCCCAGCGCCGCGUCCGCCGCUGGCUGCGCCGCUUCCAGGCGCGGCAGGAGGACCGCGGGGCCGGCGCCGAGGGCAAGUACCUGAGCCUGGAGGCCGAGGAGAAGCUGGCCGAGUGGGUGCUGACGCAGCGGGAGCAGCAGCUGCCGGUCAACGAGGAGAGCCUCUUCCAGAAGGCCACCAAGCUGGGCCGCUCGCUGGAGGGAGGCUUCGAGAUCUCCUACGAGUGGGCAGUGCGGUUCAUGCUGCGGCACCGGCUGGGCACCGCGGCGCGCCGGGCCGUGGCUCACCCCCUGCCCCCCGAGCUGGAGGGCAGCGCCGGCUGCUUCCUGGAGUUCGUGCAGCGCCAGAUCCACACCCAGGACCUGCCGCUGGCCAUGAUCGCCGCCAUGGACGAGCUCUCCUUCUUCCUGGACGCCGAGGUGCUGAGCAGCGACGACCGCAAGGAGAACGCCCUGCAGACGGUGGGCGCCGGCGAGCCCUGGUGCGAGGUCCUGCUCACCAUCCUGGCCGACGGCAGCCUGCUGCCCGCCCUGGUGCUCUACCGCGGGCGCCUGCGGCAGCCUGCCAGCCUGCCCGACUCCAUCGUGCUGGAGGCCCGGGAGGAAGGCUACGGCGAGGAGGAGGCGAUGCAGGUGUGGGCGUCGCGGGUGUGGCGGCGGCACGCCCGGUGCCACGGCAGCAAGGCCAUGCUGGUGCUGGACUGCCACCGCUCCCACCUCUCCGAGGAGGUGCUGGCCCUGCUGAGCGCCUCCCGCACCCUGCCCGCCGUGGUGCCCGCCGGCUGCAGCGCCAAGAUCCAGCCCCUGGACGUCUGCAUCAAAAGGACUGUGAAGAACUUCCUGCACAAGAAGUGGAAGGAGCAGGCCAAGGAGCUGCUGCUGCUGGACUCGGCCUGCGACUCCGACAUCCUCCUGCAGCUGGUGCUGUGCUGGCUGGCAGAGGUGCUGGAGGUCAUCAGUGACUCCCCCGAGCUGGUCCAGCAGUCGUUCCUGGUGGCCAGCGUCCUGCCGGGCCCCGACGGCACCGCCAACUCCCCCGCCCGCAACGCCGACAUGCAGGAGGAGCUCAUCGGCUCCUUGGAGGAGCAGCUCAAACUGGCCGAGGAGGAGGAGGACGAGGAGGAGGAGGAGGAGGACGACGAGGAAGCGCCGCGGGGCGGGGAGCAGCUCCUGCUGCUGGAAGGGCAGGAGGAGCGGAGGAGGAGGAGGAGGAGGAGGAGGACCCAAGCUGAAGACUCCACAGACCCUGGGGUCCUCCAGCAGCUCUUCGAGGGGGAGAGUGAGACUGAGUCCUUCUACGGCUUCGAGGACGCCGAUUUGGAGCUGAUGGAAAUGUGACCAAACCCCAACCCCUCCCCCCCCCCUUUCCCCAUCCUCCCCCCCCCGAAACCAACAAACAAUCACCACAAAAAGGCUCAAUUUUGGGUUGGUUUUUCUUUCUUUUACCCCCCCCCCAGCCCCCACCCUGAGCUCCCUGUGGAUCGUUCGUGGGUUUUAGGCAAAAAGCUGUAGAUAAAAUCUCUCAAAGCCCAACCCAACCCCCCCCCCCCCCCAAAAAAAACCUUUUCCUCUCUGCCCUCCUCCUCCUCCUCCCCCCUUGGGUCUCAGUUUUGGGUUCGAAAGGAGAGAAAAAAAGGACAAAAAGCUC